AUGGAGGAGGCCAUCACAACAGACCCCUCUCUAAUACAAAUGAAUACAACAUAUGAAGAACUUGGAAGAGAGUACUACAUUUGGUGUAAAACACAAAGCUAUACUGUCUUGGUAAUUGCCUAUGUCUGUACUUCCAUCUGUGUGUGUGGGCUUGUGGGCAAUGCGGUGGUCCUGUGGCUCCUGGGCUUCCGCAUAAAGCAGAAUCCCUUCACCGUCUAUGUCCUGAACCUGGCCGUCGCUGACUUCUCUCUGCUCCUGAUCCUGCUUGCAAAACUCACUCUAUACAUUGCUACAUCAGUCUCUUGUAUUGACUAUUUUGUUUUCUAUUACUCCAAUGCUAUCCUGUUCGUUCUGUUCCAGGGUUGUUAUUUGGCUGGCAUGUAUCUGCUGACAGCCAUGAGCGUGGAGCGCUGCCUGGCUGCUUUGCUCCCAGUUUGGUACCGGUGCCACCGCUCAAAGCACUGCUCAGCAAUCAUGUGUGGGUUGCUCUGGACUCUCGCUAUACUCUUUGUUUCCUCAAUAUUUCUUCCUGAUGCUCUUGGUACAGGGAAUUACCAUAUCCUUUAUAAUUUCAGCAUUGUGAAUUUUGUUCUGUUUGCUUCCAUCCCACUGCUUUCCAACCUGGUCCUGUUCAUCAAACUCCGAUGUGGCUCCAAGGGACGACACCCAGGCAAACUCUAUGUUGCUGUCCUGCUCAGUGUCCUCUUCCUGGUUGUCUUAGGGUUUCCUUUCAGUGUGGAGGGUUUCUUUUCUGAGUUUUAUCCAGAUCAAUUUUAUAUUUCUUUUCUACUGGCCUCACUGAACAGCUCCAUCAAUCCUGUCAUUUACUUCCUGCUGGGCAGCUGCCGGCAGCACCGGUUCCAAUGCUCCAUCAGAGUUGCCUUCCAAAGACUGUUUGAAGACGGAGCCACCAGUGAGGAGAGGAACCAGGUGCCUGGGGAUGCUGUGAUGGAGACCAGCAUCUGA
Molecule: messenger RNA, 966 nt
Organism: Dryobates pubescens (Downy woodpecker)
Lineage: Eukaryota; Metazoa; Chordata; Aves; Piciformes; Picidae
Product: mas-related G-protein coupled receptor member H-like
Exons: 1
Coding region: 1-966 (321 amino acids)
Biological process (GO): G protein-coupled receptor signaling pathway
Cellular component (GO): membrane
Molecular function (GO): G protein-coupled receptor activity
Source: RefSeq, a predicted model, not a curated record